UAAAUUUGCUUCAUACAAAUGCUAAAUUACCUAUGAAUCAUGAAUUUCCUGAUGAAAUAAUUUCAUCUGGCUUAAGCUUAGAACGUCAGUGGUAUCUAUAUGAAGAGGUAAGGCAGCAUAUUCAAAAUCAAUCUAAAUGCGAUGCUUAUUGUCCAAAACCACAACAACCUAAACCAAAAAAGCAACAUAAAAAAUAA
This is a messenger RNA of Dentiscutata heterogama, 197 nucleotides long. NCBI's taxonomy places the organism in Eukaryota, Fungi, Glomeromycota, Glomeromycetes, Diversisporales, Gigasporaceae. The record is from the annotation of a GenBank genome assembly.